Messenger RNA from Thamnophis elegans (Western terrestrial garter snake), 1262 nucleotides. It is a transcript of the gene SGCB, whose product is annotated as sarcoglycan beta. The transcript is spliced from 7 exons. Bases 1 to 1146 code for a protein of 381 amino acids. The record is from RefSeq and is a predicted model, not a curated record. Gene Ontology annotation, biological process: muscle organ development. NCBI's taxonomy places the organism in Eukaryota, Metazoa, Chordata, Lepidosauria, Squamata, Natricidae. Gene Ontology annotation, cellular component: sarcoglycan complex; sarcolemma.
AUGCGAGAGAAGCGCGGCUGGCUUGAGCAGGGGCUCUCUCCCUUCCCACCACCCGGCUGCGCCGGCCGGAGGAGGAGGCGGAGGAGGCGGAGGUGGAAUCCGCGUCAGCUUUUCGAUGAGCGGCCUCGCCUCCCAGCCUCGCUCCCCCUGCCGGCCAAGGAAGGGCAAGAGCCGAAGAUGGCGGUUCUUCCAGCCGCUGCAGCGGCCGCGGCAACUUCCGAGCAGCAAAGCUCAAAUGGCCCCAUGAAGAAAUCGAUGCGAGAAAAGGCCGUGGAACGCAGAAAUAUUAACAAAGAGCAUAACAGUAACUUCAAGGCUGGAUACAUCCCGAUUGAUGAAGAUCGUCUACACAAAACUGGUUUGCGAGGCAGAAAAGGCAAUUUGGCAAUCUGUGUUCUGGUCCUCCUUUUCAUUUUGGCUGUUGUUAAUUUAAUCAUCACCUUCAUAAUUUGGGCUGUAAUUCGUAUUGGACCCAACGGCUGCGAUAGCAUGGAAUUUCAUGAUAGUGGAUUACUAAGAUUUAAACAAGAUUCUGACAUGGGAAUUAUACAUCCGUUGUAUAAGAGCACAGUGGGAGGCCGGCGGAAUGAAGAUUUGGUGAUUGUUGGAGAAAAUCAACCAAUUGUAUUUCAGCAGGGGGAAACAAAACUUAGUGUGGAGAAAAAUAAAACUUCAAUUACCAGCGAUAUCGGAAUGGAAUUUGUUGACCCACGAACUCAAAACACUUUAUUUAGCACUGACUACAAUACCCAUGAGUUUAAUUUGCCAAGUGGAGUAAAAAUUUUAAAUGUUCAAAAAGCAUCUACAGAAAGGAUUACAAGCAAUGCCACCAGUGAUCUCAAUAUAAAGGUUGAUGGGCGUGCUAUUGUCCGUGGAAAUGAAGGCGUGUUUAUUAUGGGCAAAACUAUAAAGUUUUCCAUGGGACGCAACUUGGAGCUGAAAGCCGACAACUCCAUUAUCCUAAAUGGAAGUGUGAUGAUCAAUGUAUCCCGACUGCCAAAUUCUUCUCACAAGGAACAAUUUAACAAUGGUGACUGGGAGCGUUACAAGCUUUGCAUGUGUUCGGAUGGGACAUUAUUCCGUAUUCCAGUGAAGAGCCGUAAUAUGGGUUGUCAAACCUCUAUCAACCCAUGCAAUACGUAUUAAAGGCAAAUGUGGGUACUGUGCAAAGAAAAAAUCACUAUAUUUAAGUUCAAGCCACUGCAUGUUUGGAAGGAUGUUUUUAGUUAUUUGUAGAAAUAUUAAAUGAAGCACUUCUCGCA